Hylaeus volcanicus is the source of this 3013-nucleotide messenger RNA. RefSeq names its product exosome component 10 (gene Rrp6). Gene Ontology annotation, cellular component: nuclear exosome (RNase complex); nucleolus. Gene Ontology annotation, molecular function: 3'-5'-RNA exonuclease activity; nucleotide binding; nucleic acid binding. The record is from RefSeq and is a predicted model, not a curated record. The transcript has 6 exons. Gene Ontology annotation, biological process: nuclear polyadenylation-dependent antisense transcript catabolic process; TRAMP-dependent tRNA surveillance pathway; poly(A)-dependent snoRNA 3'-end processing. NCBI's taxonomy places the organism in Eukaryota, Metazoa, Arthropoda, Insecta, Hymenoptera, Colletidae. Bases 147 to 2768 code for a protein of 873 amino acids.
GACUCGCGUUGUGUUGUAGGUUGUAGUUGUACCAAGUUGUACACAACGUGCAAAUUAUUGGUUACGUUUCUUUAAAAAGAGUACAAGAAUAAGAAUACGUGUUGUGGUAACGAUUAAUAGGAAACCUGCGAUUCGCGAUCGACCAAAUGGACCCUGCCGAGGACUGGAGUGGCAACUGCCAGCUGUCAUCAGACAACGAAAUACGAGAAAGCAAAAGUCAGAAAGUUAACCAAGUCAUACCUGGAUACCCUAAUUUUGAUGCUUAUCUGCAGCAUGCGUUCGAUGCUAUAAGAACUGGGAUUAAAGCUGCCAAUAACUUACCGAUCGGAUCGAACUAUAGUUAUUAUUCGUGCUUUCCCAGUUUCCUUAACGCCAAAGAUGAAAACGUCAAAUUGACAUUAAACGUUAUGCAACACGUGUUAGGAACGGUGGGAAUUAAAAAUAAAAUAUCGCAUCGUAGUAUAGAAGAAAAGUUUGAUCUUUUAUUGGAAACGAACGACAUACUCUUGGAUAGAGCCAAUGCACUAAUGGACAAGGAAUGUGGUAUUACUAAAAAUUCUGAAGUAGAAUUAGUGGUAACGCAUACCAAACAACAAAGUAUCAAUGGUAGUUGGAACAGACAAACGUAUGACGCGCCCCAGACUUCCGAUAGUACACAAUCGGUGCGGUUACUCGCAGGAAAAAAUGUUCAUAGACCUCAGCUAGCGUUUAAAGAUAAAAUUGACAAUAGCUCUAAACCUUGGUAUCCUAGGAUCAAGGAUAAACCAAAUUCUUUAAAACCGUUAGCUAUUUAUUUGGAGGAGACUGAAAACGGAGAAGUGUUCAAUCACCCGUACGAAUACGAGUUAAACAUGUUUACACCUUCCGACGACCGAUUACAGAAAUCCGAACCAGCAAAGUAUAAAUCUUUGGAAGAAACGCCAUUAAUAAUUAUUGAAAAUUCAUCCGAUAUUAAAUUGCUACUCAAAGAUCUAAAACGGUAUAAAGAGAUUGCGGUAGAUUUGGAACAUCAUUCCUAUAGAAGUUUCCAAGGAAUAACUUGCUUAAUGCAAAUUUCAACGGGAGAUAGUGAUUAUUUGAUAGAUACGUUAUCGUUGCGAUCGGAAUUACACGAAUUAAAUGAAAUCUUUACCAAUCGUGCGAUUCUAAAAGUAUUUCACGGAGCCGAUUUAGACAUUCAAUGGCUUCAAAGAGAUCUAUCUCUCUAUGUAGUAAAUAUGUUUGACACUCAUCAAGCCGCCAAACAGUUAAAUUUGCCGUAUUUAAGUUUAGCGUACUUAUUGAAAAAAUAUUGUAACAUAGAUCCCAAUAAACGUUAUCAACUGGCCGAUUGGCGUAUUAGACCGUUGCCGGAUGAACUUCAAAAAUAUGCUAGAGAAGAUACGCAUUAUUUACUGUACAUAAAGGACAUUCUAAAAAAUGCUUUAAUAGAUAUCGCUGAUGGACAGUCGAAUAUCUUAAAAGCUGUUUACAACAGGAGUACGGAUAUUUGUAAAAAAACUUAUGUAAAACCGGUGUGGACCGAGGAAAGCUGUCUAAAUAUGUACAGAAAGACUCACAAAAUGUUUAAUAAUAAACAGUUGUACGCUUUAAGAGAAUUACAUAAAUGGAGAGAUCUGACAGCCAGAGAAGAAGACGACAGUACCGCUUACGUUUUGCCAAAUCAUAUGCUUUUGAAUAUAGCUGAAACGUUACCUCGCGAAAUGCAAGGAAUUUUGGCAUGCUGCAAUCCUAUACCUCCCUUGGUUCGACAAAAUUUAUUAAAAAUACACAAAAUAAUAUUAAUGGCUAGGGAACAACCCCUUAUUAAACCUGUUCUCGAAGAUCUCAGACAAAGAUUAACUCACAGAAAUCAUAUUACGAAUUCGGAAACAUGGAUGUACUGUCCUCAUGACAUUCCGAGCGGCAUGGAAGCAAGAGCCGAUUUACCGUGUUUGUUAAACGAAGAUAAUGUAUUGGAAACAUCGAUUUUGGAUACUCUCGCGAAACAUACGGUAACGGUGUUCGACAGUCCAGUUCCAUCCGAGGAUGAGGAAACAACAAAUGAUGAACAGAAGAAUGUUAAAAAGAAAAAGUUUAUCUUUGUUAGCCCGUUUGAACGAUACAAACGUGUUAUACCUAUGAUAGCAGAAGAAGAAGCGCAAGAAAGGGAGCGGCUGAAGCAGGAAGAAGAUCGUAAGAAUAAAACCAAGACAGAAGCGGAAGAAAUAGCUGAGAGUAAAAAUAGAGUUUACAAACAUUUUAAACAAGUUGCUCGAGUUGAGGCAGACGGAAUCGUAACAACGCCCUCAAAGAAAUCGUCGCAAAUUUCUUUGGGCCAAAUGCAAGGACGAAAAAGAAAACGAGACUCCGAUAUUAAUAAACAAAAUGAAACACGAGAAAAAAUUAAUGACGAUUUAUUAACGCCAGCUCCAUCGUUGACGACUAAAAUUGUCCAAAGCACAAAGAGGGAACCAGACGAUGCUGAAAGUUUAGUAGAUGAAGAAAGGAAAAAAGAUAGUCUAGCAAGAAUUCAAGAGCAAGUUCCGGAAGAUGAUACUAUUAAUGCAAUACGGAUUCAAAGAAAGAAAGGAGAAAAACAAUGUGUAAUUAACGAAUUACAAAGAAAAGGUCUAAUGCCAACGAAAGAUUUCAAUUAUGAAGCGGUAGAUUUUAGUAGUUUCCAAGGAGGUAGCAAAAAUGUAUCUAACCAAGUAAACUUCAAACAAACAAUGAAAAAGCAAAAAGAGAAGAAACGGAAACGGAAGAAGCAAAAAUUAAAUAUAUAAAUUGUAAUAUACUUGAACUGCAGCUUGAUAGUAUUUAUGUAAAAGCAUAUUAUACUUUCAUACUACAUAAAUAGAUCUAAUACAAUUUUGUAUGUAUGAUAAAAAUUCAUAAAUCAUACGCAAACCUAUAUUUCCUGUUAUACUAUAUACAAAUAGCAUGUAACUGUAACCAAAAUUGUUAUUAUAAUUAUAUAUUUUGAAUAAAAACAAAGUAGGUACGUGCGUACCAAUUACAAGUAAACUUA